AUGCGGCCAAAAAUUGGCUCACCGUGCUGUUUCUCUCGGCCCGAAACAAGCCCAGCAACCACCUUCUUCUUUGCGAGCCCGCCUCCCAGUCCAACUCGGCCCGCUCCCUUUGACAUCACGGCCCGAUUAGUCUCGCAACCCAUCGGGACUGGCUGCUGGUUGGCUCGGCCUAGGGUUAGCAACCCCAGGCUUGCGAGAAGAGGGAACCCGCCGCCCUCGUCGUCCUCCAUCUUUGGCCGCGACGCACGCAGAGGCUCACCGCCUCCGUCUCUCUUCUCCAGCAACUCAUCCCGCGACGGCGAUGGCUCGCUCACUUCUGGGGCCGUCGUCCCUCUCACGGCAGGAGUCGCUGCUCGAGAUCCCUUCUCCUUUCCCGUCGUCGGCAGCGAGAAAUCCUCCCGGCGUGUGGUUGGCGGCUCCCAUGCCGCCGAGUUCUUUCUUCGGACGGUGAUUGCAUCACCUGAGGCAGUCCUCGAUCGUUGGUCCGGAUGGUCAAGAUGGAAACCCGAUGCUGCCUCGGCCUCGCUUUGUCAAUAG
Linum trigynum is the source of this 537-nucleotide messenger RNA. NCBI's taxonomy places the organism in Eukaryota, Viridiplantae, Streptophyta, Magnoliopsida, Malpighiales, Linaceae. The record is from the annotation of a GenBank genome assembly.